This is a messenger RNA of Staurois parvus, 276 nucleotides long. The record is from the annotation of a GenBank genome assembly. Lineage: Eukaryota; Metazoa; Chordata; Amphibia; Anura; Ranidae.
CUUCUCCCCUUGAGCCCCGUCACAGUGUGGCAUUGGGAAGGGAAUCCUCUCCAUGCACUUGCUGUCACAGAAUAUGUAAAUAGGAACCAGGGGUGGACUGACAACUCAUGGGGCACCCGGGCAAUAGAGGAUCAUGGGGCCCCUGUGUCCUUGCCCAAACUCAGAAAAGCCUAUGAAAAAGGUACCAGGGGCAUCUCAUGGGGCCCCCUACUGACACCAGGCCCUCGGGCAGUGCCUGAGUUUCCAAAUGGUCACUCUGCCCCUGAUCACAACUAC